UCAGCUCUCACCAUGUUCAUCAGUGAAGACCAAAAGGAGAGGGACUCUGCCACUGCUUACAGAAUGACGGUGGAGGUUCUGGGUACUGUGAUUGGCACAGCCGUCCAGGGUCAGAUUGUGGGCAUGGCCAACCCCCCCUGUAUCCUGGCCCCCGGCGACAAUGUAACAACAGAGGGGCUGAACUCCUCCUCCCUGCUGCUGGGACAGGAAGUUAACACCACGGUCAUCUCCCCCGGCAUCACCCUGGACCAGACGGUACGCCGAUAGACCGUAUCCUAACCUCUCGCCUAAAUACUUGUAUCUUCAUGAAGAUGACUGAGCUCACAAAUACAGAUCAUUUUAGACUUUACGAUAAAGCUAGUGUAUGUUGUGCUAUGUUAGUUAUACCAGACGUACUGUAGUAGGUUACUAUAGUCCACUAACCUGUCUCUCUCUCCUGUU
Messenger RNA from Salvelinus sp. IW2-2015, 441 nucleotides. The record is from RefSeq and is a predicted model, not a curated record. NCBI's taxonomy places the organism in Eukaryota, Metazoa, Chordata, Actinopteri, Salmoniformes, Salmonidae.